Penaeus indicus is the source of this 2636-nucleotide messenger RNA. RefSeq names its product glutamate receptor ionotropic, delta-2-like. The transcript is spliced from 12 exons. Gene Ontology annotation, molecular function: ligand-gated monoatomic ion channel activity. The record is from RefSeq and is a predicted model, not a curated record. NCBI's taxonomy places the organism in Eukaryota, Metazoa, Arthropoda, Malacostraca, Decapoda, Penaeidae. Gene Ontology annotation, cellular component: membrane. Bases 1 to 2100 code for a protein of 699 amino acids.
AUGAGCAUUAGGAAUUUCUGGCAUAAGAGACAUUUUGCAACAGCCAGUGAACGGACACAGAGCGUGUCUGGCGGAGAAGACGACCGGCAAGAGGCGUUGGCGAGAGGAACCUUGGCCGCCGGGCAGAUGUUCCGGCGACUCGCUCUGGCGCUCAUGGCGGCGGCGGCGGCGGCUGGAGGAGCGGCCGGUGCCCAGCUGGCUCCUGCGUCCGACUGGCGCAGGCUGCCUGAGGCAGGGGCCGCUGUCGCCGCAGUAAUGUCAGAGGCUCCUCAAGAAUAUAACUCCGUCUUUCUUGUCACCGAUGGAACUUCCGUCAACAACAUCCUGGAGAGUCUCGGGCAUGUGACAGGCCUGUCUGGUGUUGCUGUCAUGGAAGUGUUGCCAGAUCAGAGGUUUAACGUCACCAUGAAACGAACGGUUACACUGACUCGCCAGAUGAGGAGGUCUUCCCGGGGCGUGACCGUGGUCGUGGCGAGCGAAGACCCCGACUUCCUCAGCGCCUUCGCCGAAAUGGCCGACGACGGUCGCCUGACCGUGUGGGAGAACAGGGUCCUCGUGGUGACGAGACUCGAGAGGCAGAAGUUCUUGGGUCUCAUGAAGGAGCUUUGGGUCCUGUCCAUGCUGAACACCAUGCUGCUGAACGUCGACAUUGACACGGAUGAUUUGAGGUAUGGUGUGUACAGCCAUUUCCCUUACGGUCCAGGUGGCGCUCAGACGGUGCGCGUUGCCACCUGGACGCCUCGGGAAGGAUUAGUACUCCUCACGCACCAUCCUCUGUUUCCAGAGAAGUACACCGACUUCCAUGGCGCGCCCAUCCCCUUGGCCCUGUGGCCCUUCGCGCCCUACUGGGAGGAGAAGAAAACUGUGGCACCAAAUGGCACUGAGUCGACGAAGAUCUCUGGCAGAGCUUUCCUCAUCCUGGACACCAUCGCCAACUACCUCAAUUUUACCAUCGGCGAAAGACUACCUUCAUCUUCUCCUACCGACCUGAUGAGCCAAUUAUUCAACCGCCAAGCCUUGGUCAGCCCCAUGAAACUGGCUCUCCUGCCCCACCUGGCUCUGCGUUACGACUACACCUUCAUGAUCGAGGAAGCCACGCUCACGUUCUGCAUGGCCAAGCCCGAGCUGAAGCCCCGAUGGCAGAACCUCUACUACCCUCUUGGCGACAGUGUCUGGGCCUCCAUCAUGGCUUUGCUUGUUAUAGUGCCGGCGACGUUUUUCUUGAUAACCAAACCCUGGAUGGACAGCGGAGCGAGGAGGAGAUUCAGCCCGGUCGUGGCGGCGCAACAGGUGCUGGGGACGCUGCUCGCCCAGAACUUCUCUCUCCGCCUCCCCUCCGCUUCCUCGACCCGCAUCCUGGUGGCCGCCUGGCUCGUGGUCGCCUUCAUCCUGGGCUCGGCCUACCGCGGCAACCUCACCGCCUUCCUCACCAUCCCCAAGCACCCCCCUCGGGUCGAGGGCCUCAGGGACCUCCUCCAAACUCCCGCUAAAGUCAUCAUGCCUCCGGACCUUCGCCUUAAUUUUUACACAACAUUCAAGGAAUCGAAUUCCAGCAUGUACAAGGAAUUUAUUGAGAGAACGUACUUUGUCGACACCUACCUGGAGGGCAUGCAGCAGGCACUCAAGAAGAAAGAAGCAUUCGUAUACGAGCGUCUCUUCACUGAACUGUUGAUCAUCAAAAACUUCACCAACGUCGACGGAUCGACACCCAUGUACGUUGUGAGGGAGAACCUCGUCCCUGGUUAUUCUGCUUGGCUCUUGCACCGCGACAUGCCCUUCAAGCGGAAUCUGGACAGGUGUAUCUUGGCUUUCCAUGAGUUUGGUCUGAUCAAGCGCUGGAGCAAGAUCACGCUGGACGGGGAGAAGCAGCGGUACCUCAAAGGGCGUCGCCAGCAGGAAAUACAGCAGAUAGAAGUCCAGGAGAAGGGAACCCGCGGCGGCGUCCUUCAGCCUCUCUCCCUCCUGCACCUUCAAGGUCCCAUCUUCCUCCUUGUGGCCGGCUUUGCUCUGGGCGCCGUCGUGUUUCUGCUGGAGGUCCUCCUGCCUUUCGUCGGGGCGGUCGGCGAGAGCUCGAGGAAGCCCUCCGCUUCGACUGGAUGAAGACGCCUAAGGUGCAUACCGUCGUGGAAUUCGAGAUGGCUUUUGUUUGAACUUUUUAUGUUUUGUACAUCACUUACGCAGACUCACCCUGGCCGCAUUUAAUAGUAAGUCUUGCAGUUAACUGUACACAUUCAUACAUACAUGCAAUGCGCACAUGCGUACAUAACCAUACAUAUAUGAUACACACACACACACACACACACACACACACACACACACACACACACACACACACACACACACACACACACACACACACACACAUAUAUAUAUAUAUAUAUAUAUAUAUAUAUAUAUAUAUAUAUAUAUAUAUAUAUAUAUAUAUAUAUAUAUGAAUGAUAUAUAUGUAUAUGAACACACAUACGCAAACCAUGUGUAGGCUGUAAAAUAUAAAACUGCGCAAAGUGGAAAUAACUGAAUAUACAGUGGAAUGCAUAGUUUAGUCACAAAAUUUGGUUAUUUCCAUAAUAUUGCUUCAUUGCUUUACUGUUUUCCUCUUUUUGUUAUUUGUCAUUCCCAUUUUCAUUAAAUUAUAU